CGUUAGAACUUCAGUAGUAACUUGGUGUAGCUCACAAACAGUUCGCAUCCAAAACUCACAGUAAAAUUGGUAUUGGUAUUUUCAGUUAUCUUUUCCAAAUAUCCAGUGAAAAAAAGAUUUGCUUUUAUAAAAUAACGACGACAAGAGGUUUCGUGAAAAUUUCUAUAAUUUUCCAGGUCUUUAUACGAACCUAUUUUUGAUACUCUGAACGAAUUUGACCCUCAAGAUGACAAACGAAGCAAUGGAAAGCGAGAGCAUGAGUGUGGGAUCUUGGGCGACCAAUGGAUUUCUGAACUAUAUGCGUCAACUCCGUAAGCAAACUAACUCCAUGAGUUGGAUGGAUUUCGCCGAGGAGAGUGCCAGGGGCUGGAAAAAAAUGAGCCAGAAGGAGAAGAAUAGCUACCGUGAUAUGGAUAACGCCUGCGAGGACAAUGCCAUGUAUGUUGAUGGCGAGGACCCCCAGAGAUCCAAUGAGAUGUGCAACCAUCCCAUGGGCAAGCAGCGCAGGUCCAGGAACUCCUGUGCCCCGCCGGAGAAGUCCUGUGCCAAGCCGAUGAGGUCCUGUCCCAAGCCCAGGAAGUCCUGUGCCAAGCCAAGGAAGAAGUCGGCUUGUUCCAAGCCCAGGAGAUCGGCUUGUGCGAAGCCCAGAAAGCCGGCUUGCCCCAAACGGCAAAAUAGGUGUGGAGCCAGGCCAAAGUGCAGUAAGCCCGGUCCUGUGACCAAUAAUGGCUACCUCAACUUUGUGCGCUCCUUCCGCAAGAAGCACUGCGGCCUGAAGCCCCAGGAACUGAUCUCGGAGGCCGCCAAGGCCUGGAUCAAGCUCCCCGAGGAGAAGAAGGACCGCUACCGCCGCAUGGCCUGCAAGGUCACUCAUAACGAACGCCACAAGCGCCGUCGCGUCUGCAAACGCUGUUAAUAUCCAAAGUGGGUGGAAGCGAGUCCCAAUAUCCAUCAGAGUCCAAGUUCCGUACGCUUUACAUAUUCAUGCAACUUUUCGGUCUGUAAAUUGUGGUUUUUGCAUUCGAAAGUAAGAGCGUCGUCGUUUUCGAAAUAAAGAAAAACAUUUUGGCAUAUACAAAAAUUAAAA
Drosophila suzukii is the source of this 1087-nucleotide messenger RNA. It is a transcript of the gene ProtB, whose product is annotated as Protamine B. Gene Ontology annotation, biological process: spermatogenesis; sperm DNA condensation. NCBI's taxonomy places the organism in Eukaryota, Metazoa, Arthropoda, Insecta, Diptera, Drosophilidae. The record is from RefSeq and is a predicted model, not a curated record.